CUAAAAAGACGACGCAAUCGCCAACUGCUACGUACAGCGAAUAAAUAAGGUGCUGCAGCAACCUCCGGCCCGGGAGCAGUGUGCGACAAGAGACACCAGACACCUACUCUGCUAUCGACUACGAGUUUAUUUCCUAGAGAUACCAUACAGCAGCCCGAGCCCGACUGCGUGCGCUGCUGAUUUUUGACGACCGACCGAGUGAACCACAUCCACCCGCUACCACAGUAACAGUCGUAGAUCCCAGCAAUGCCGUCGGACACUCCGCUUCACAAGGCAGCACACAAUGGUGACAAGGGCGCUUGCCUUCAGAUUCUGGAGGAAAAGUCGGUAGACGUCAAUGCCCCAGGAGCUGGUGAUCGACGGGCACUUCACCGCGCCGCAGGAGGCAAUCAUGCAGAAUUAUGUACACUGCUAUUGGAUAAAGGCGCAGAGAUCGACGGGGCUGACAAAAGUGGUCGGACAGCACUGCACUGGGCGUCGAUCAGCGGUCACAAAGAGGCGACGUUGGUGUUGUUACAGAAAGGAGCAAACAUUAAUGCAGGAACCACAACGGGAAUGACGGCACUCCAUGGCGCAGCCGAGGGCGGUAAAGUGGAACUAGUUAGACUGCUCAUGGAAAAUAAGGCGGAUUCCUCCAAGAAAGACUCAAAUGGGAAGCUGCCCUUUGACUAUGCGAUGGAUGGCAAGCAUAAAGCUGUAGUUAAAGUGCUCAAGGAUAUGGGGGACGCAGCUGCGCAAAGCGCAUCUUGUGUUAUUCAAUAGCCGUCCGACUACACGCAGCGAUAUUCUCUUGCCGCCAACAAAUUCUUAUUUGACCCCAUAACAUAAAUUGAAGAGCUCCUUGCAAGAAAUGUAUUG
Molecule: messenger RNA, 858 nt
Organism: Phytophthora infestans T30-4
Lineage: Eukaryota; Oomycota; Peronosporomycetes; Peronosporales; Peronosporaceae
Exons: 2
Coding region: 247-762 (171 amino acids)
Cellular component (GO): nucleus; cytoplasm
Molecular function (GO): protein binding
Source: RefSeq, a predicted model, not a curated record